Notolabrus celidotus (New Zealand spotty) is the source of this 748-nucleotide messenger RNA. RefSeq lists its product as uncharacterized. Lineage: Eukaryota; Metazoa; Chordata; Actinopteri; Labriformes; Labridae. The record is from RefSeq and is a predicted model, not a curated record. The transcript is spliced from 2 exons. The coding region runs from base 6 to 614 and encodes 202 amino acids.
GCCACAUGGUUAGCAGCUCUGUUAGAUAUGCUAGUACUGGCAGUGGUGAAUGGAAGCCUGUUUACAGCUCAGUUAGUGGACAUGGGAGCAGUGCAGGGAGUGCAGGCACGUCAGGUGGAGUGGGGAAAACCAGCAGCCAAAGAGCCCAGAGUCCUGGGGGGAGAAUGAAUGUCAGUAUGGGUAGUGGUGGUUGGCUGAGCGGUUCGGCAGCAGGAGGGAGUCACACGAGUAGAACUGGGAGUGGGUCCAAACUCAGCAUUGGAGGCAGCAAUGACAGAAUAAGCCAACCUGGUGGAAGCAUCACUAGCUCCUCUGGGUCAGCAAGGACCAAUAGCACAGGGGGGAGGGUUAUCAGUAGCAGUAACCGGUCUAACAGGAGCACAGGCAGUAGAACUGGAAGUAACAAGGAGAGAAUCAGUGUUUGUAAGAUGGCGACACUGUCAAUCUCAGCAGCUGGGAGAGAGAGAAGAAAGGACAAAAAAACACAAGCUCAGCAGUCUCAACAGCAACAGAAGCCUGCAGGUACAUCUCCUGUCGUCCAGCGAUGGCUAACCACAGGUGUUGGGGUCACCAGUGCUGACCCAGAAGUCUCUGAUGACAUCAAGCAUCUGUGAUUGGUUAGCUGGGAAGAAAGGAGCGACAUCAACCAUUUAUGUUGAACACACCUGCACAUUCACCCAAGAGACAAACCAGUAAAACAGGUCAAACAAAUGUUAUUUACAAUCAGGAGAUUAAAAAAUAUUUGUGU